Messenger RNA from Taeniopygia guttata (zebra finch), 3818 nucleotides. Lineage: Eukaryota; Metazoa; Chordata; Aves; Passeriformes; Estrildidae. The record is from RefSeq and is a predicted model, not a curated record.
GCCCGGGCGGGGUCUGCGUCUGGCUGGGGAGGGUGAAGUCGGUGAACUCGAACUCGGAGCCCUGCGUGUCGGCGCCGAGCAGCUCGGCCUCCUCGGUGUCCAGGAAGGAUAAAGCCCAGCCUGAAACAACGUGUACCAGAUCUGCGGCUGCUGGGCUGAAAAGAUGGAGAUUGGAAAACAUCCUUGUCCUGGGAAUAUUGUGCAGCAAAAGGAUGGGAAAAAACAAAUCCAGGGAGCACAGGAGUCUCCACUUCUGCAGAGAGACUGAAUUCGUCUUCCUUUGAAGCAGAAUAAACUGUUCAGACCAAAGCAUAACGGGGAGAAGCAUAAAAUAACAUUUGAAGAUGAAAGUGGAGCCGGAGCGGGGGGAAAAGAAUUAUAGUACAAAGCCAGUGUUUUGUGCAAGUUUUCUGCCUCAAACCCAGGCUGCUGCAGAGGAGAGGCUGUGACUCACCGGGCUUGACUGCUGUGCUGCCAGUAUGGAAUUUAAACGGGCAAAAGCUGGCACAACUCCCUGCAAACGCUGCUGAGCCUCCCGUCGCCCUGCAGAUCAGAAGCUGGGAUUCACAAGGAGAUAAAAACGGUUAAAUCCAUAGGGAAAAAAACUGGGAAUGAGUUUUUCCAGUGCCAUUUCUCCUGAGUUACCACGAGAGGGACACAGAAGGAAAGCAAAAGGAGCUGGGAGAGAAAGAAUCCAAGGACCAGCUCGAGGUUUAAUUGGGGAUACACAAAUAUUCCCAGAACAAGUCACAGGGAUGCAACUCCAUGAAGGAAAAGGAGGAGAUUUUGGCCAAAAUCCAAGGAUUUUGAAUGAAGAAAGUUCUCAGAAAUUAAGGAUGCUGUUUUCUUCCCCAUUUAUGAAAUUUGAACCAUGACAAGGCUGGGCCACCUUGCAGGGGAAGACAGGGACUGGCACCUUGGGACCUGGAUGGUUCUUUCAACCUGGAGCAAAAAGCCCAAAGGAAAUAACCUGGCUUGUCAAUUGUGUGGUUUUGAUCCCAGCCGGCCGCUGCCCGGUGCCGCCGCCCGCCCGGCCGCCGCCUUCAGCCGGAAUCCCGGGAAUGCCGCGGGAGCAGGAGGAGAAGUUGGGCCAGAAAUGCUGCAAGAAAUGAGGGAAACCAACCGGGUGCUGCUGGAAGUUCGGGAUCUGUUGAAGCAGCAGAUCAAGGAGAUCACGUUCCUGAAGAACACGGUGAUGGAGUGCGACGCCUGUGGGAUGCGGCCGGAGGUGACGGGCCCGGUGGUGACGGUGACGCAGUUCAGCCGCUGUGUGCCCAACCCCUGCUUCCCCGGCGUGCCCUGCACCGAGAGCGGCGGCGGCUUCCGCUGCGGGCCCUGCCCGGCCGGCUACACCGGGAACGGCACGCACUGCGCCGACGUCAACGAGUGCAAUGCCAACCCCUGCUUCCCGAAAGUCCAGUGCAUUAACACCAACCCCGGCUUCCGCUGCGACCCCUGCCCGCCCGGCUUCACCGGGCAGCUGCUGGAAGGGGUGGGCCUGGCCUUUGCCAGGGCCAACAAGCAGGUGUGCACCGACAUCAACGAGUGUGAGACUGGAGCUGCCACCAAUUGUGUCCCAAACUCCAUCUGCAUCAACACUCGGGGAUCCUACAAGUGCGGGGCCUGCAAGCCGGGCUUUGUGGGGGAUCAGAUCAGCGGCUGCCGGAGCCAGACGGCCCCAGGGACGCGGCGCUGCCCCAACGGCGAGAUCAGCCCGUGCCACGAGAAAGCCGAGUGCAUCGUGGAGAGGGACGGCUCCCUGUCCUGCCAGUGCCUCGUGGGGUGGGCAGGGAACGGCUACGUGUGCGGGAAGGACACGGACAUCGACGGGGUCCCCGACGAGAAGCAGCGCUGCUCCGACAAGAAAUGCCGCAAGGAUAACUGCAUGACCGUGCCCAACUCGGGCCAGGAGGACGCGGACCGGGACGGCAUCGGCGACGCCUGCGACGAUGAUGCCGAUGGAGACGGGAUCCCGAACGCUGAGGACAACUGUGUGUACACGAGGAACGCCGACCAGCGCAACGCCGACAAGGACAACUUUGGGGACGCGUGUGACAACUGCCGGCAGGUGAAGAACAACGACCAGAGGGACAUCGACGGCGACGGCCGGGGCGACGAGUGCGACGAGGACAUGGACGGGGACGGGAUCAAAAACCCCAUGGACAACUGCAGGAGAGUGCCCAACCCUGACCAGAGGGACGGGGACGGGGACGGCGUGGGGGACGCCUGUGACAGCUGCCCCACCCUCAGCAACCCUGACCAGAAAGACACUGACCACGAUCUGGUGGGGGAUGUCUGUGACACCAACCAGGACAGCGACGGGGACGGGCACCAGGACUCGCGGGACAACUGCCCCACGGUGCCCAACAGCUCGCAGCUGGACACGGACGGCGACGGGCUGGGCGACGAGUGCGACGAGGACGACGACGACGACGGCGUCCCCGACUUCAGGCCCCCGGGCCCCGACAACUGCCGGCUGGUGCCCAACCCCACCCAGGAGGACUCGGAUGGGGACGGCGUGGGGAACCUGUGUGAGGAUGACUUCGACAGGGACAUGGUGAUCGACAGGAUCGACGUCUGCCCCGAGAACGCCGAGGUGACGCUCACUGACUUCAGGGCCUUCCAGACCGUGGUGCUGGACCCCGAGGGGGACGCUCAGAUUGACCCCAACUGGAUCGUCCUCAACCAGGGCAUGGAGAUUGUCCAGACCAUGAACAGCGACCCUGGCCUGGCUGUAGGGUACACGGCCUUUAACGGGGUGGACUUCGAGGGCACCUUCCACGUCAACACGGCCACGGACGACGACUACGCCGGGUUCAUCUUCGGCUACCAGGACAGCUCCAGCUUCUACGUGGUGAUGUGGAAGCAGAUGGAACAGACCUACUGGCAGGCCAACCCCUUCCGGGCCGUGGCAGAGCCCGGGAUUCAGCUGAAGGCAGUGAAAUCCAAAACCGGCCCUGGGGAGUACCUCAGGAACUCCCUGUGGCACACGGGAGACACCACGGACCAGGUGAAGCUGCUCUGGAAGGACCCCCGGAAUUCCGGCUGGAAGGACAAGACCUCGUACCGCUGGUUCCUGCAGCACCGGCCCCAGGUCGGCUACAUCAGGGCUCGGUUCUACGAGGGCCCCGAGGUCGUGGCAGACACUGGGGUUGUCGUGGACACCACCAUGAGAGGGGGACGCCUCGGGGUCUUCUGCUUCUCCCAGGAGAACAUCAUCUGGUCCAACCUCCGCUACCGCUGCAACGACACCAUCCCAGAGGACUACGAGACGUUCCGGUUCCAGCAGGACUAAUCCCCGCGGAGCGUCCCCGCAGCCCGUCCUGCUUCCCUCCGUGCUCGCCCGCCCGCUCCCGCUCUGGAAUCUGCCCCGAGAGCUGUCAGCACCUCCCAGCGCCCCCACAGCCUCCAGCUCCCCUUCCCCACCAGCAGAUCCCUGAAAACGCUCCACAGAUCCUCUGGGAGGGGCAGAGGUGGAGACAGGGAGUGUGACCAGAAGCGGAGCUGCUGCAGGCCCGGCUCAGGGCCGCGCUGGGAGCUGCCUGCAGCAGCUGCAAUGGUUGGAGAAGGUUUGGCGUGGACGAUUCCCAGGAAUCUUCUCCCUGCUCCAAGGCUCCAGAGUGUCAGUGUUGUUUUCCUUUUCAAGACCUGCUGCAAAGCAAACUCAGCACGAGUCUGGGAGGGACGCGCGGAGCAGCCUCGGUACAAGUUGCUCACUUUAAUAAAUGAAAAAGCACUUUAAGGAGAGAAUCUUUGCUCUGGAAUGUUGGAAAAGGAACACUUGGAAUGCUGGAUAAUAAAUUCUAGAUUUCUCCUUG